AUGGUGGAUUUUUCUGAUCCCCCAAACCAGGAUUCCGUUUACAGUGGAAAAGAGACCACGUGGACUCCUGGUUUGAAUAAUAUGAUGUUAUACAACAGUACAAUGGAUUAUGACUAUUACUAUGACUAUGGCAAUGAUUCUUGGAAUUUUACUGGAGACCGCUUUCUCUUGGACAACAACGAUGAGAACUAUUGGAUGUCUCAUGCAAAAAUCAAAACUGUAAGAAAUAUUAUGAGAGCAAUGUCCAUCAUAUGGUACAGCAUAACUUUAAUUUUGGGGACAACUGGAAACGGUUUAGUCAUCUGGAUUGCCGGCUUCAAGAUGAAGACAGUCAGUGCCGUCUGGUUCCUAAACUUGGCUAUUGCUGACUUUGUCACAUGUAUUUCUCUCCCCUUACGUAUAUCUGAAUGGGCUUUGUAUUGGAAUAUUCCUUAUGAUCACUUUCUAUGUAAGGCUGGUAUAACGAUUCUCUUCAUAAACAUGUUGAGCAGUGUCUAUUUCAUGACUGUCAUCAGCAUUGAUCGAUUUGUCUCAAUUUUUUGGCCAAUCUGGACCAAAAUACACAGGACGCCCAGUUUAGCCACCAUCAUAGCUGUACUGGUUUGGUUGCUGUGUCUACUUACUAGUGUCCCUCACCUGGUGUUUAACCAUGGGUUUGAAUAUGUCACUGAGUGCUAUCCUAAAUAUGCAAAUAUUUUAGAAGCCAAUGUGGAGAGAAAGACAAAGGCAAUGUUUAUCACAAGAAAUAUCUUUAUGUUUGCAUUCCCAUUUGCCAUCAUCCUAAUAUCAUAUGGCCUGAUUUUAUUUAAGAUAAGAGCAAUUAGGAAAUCAAAUCGGUCUCAAAGACCUUUCCGAGUUAUCACCGCUGUCAUAGUAUGCUUCUUCAUCUGCUGGUUUCCAUAUAACACAUGGCCAUUAAUAACUCUAAAUCUAAAAUACCAGCGAAUUGAUAUUGUUAUUACAGAAGUUACAGUCUGCUUGGCUUAUUUCAGCAGCUGCAUCAACCCCUUUCUCUAUGUCUUCUUUUCCCAUGACUUCAAGAAAAACUUUGUAAAGUCCAUACCAGCCGUGUUGGAAAAUGCUUUAAAUGAACGGUCUGAUGUUAAUUGUAAGGACAACAAUGCCAUCAUGUCUCCAACUCUAAAUUUGGAUUCAUCAUCUUUAUAAAUAGUUUUAUUAUAGAGAACAUUAAAAUGGUCAAUGGAUGAUAUUCUCACAAAUAUUCUAUAUUGCUUAGUAGAAAUCACACAGCAUUGGCUUGUAGUAUAUACAUUCUAGCUGACUGAUUUUGCACAGAUCCGAACUUAUGUAUUUUUGCUUAUGUCCAUACUUCAAUGUGUCCUCUCAGUAAUAAAUUGCAUUUCCCCUCCUGGAGGUCCCCCAGAGGGUAAAGAUUUCAAAGGCUGAUAUGUUAUCUCAGUCAACCCCUUCUCAUCUAGGGAUGUCAAAAAGGACCCUCACUUGAUUACAAAGAUAAGGACGUUCACUGUGAUCCAUCUUUAAUGUAUUUGGGCAUAUACUUGUAUUUAUUUUGCAAAGCAUAUAAUAUAUAAUAUAUUUUGAAACUU
Messenger RNA from Pseudophryne corroboree (corroboree frog), 1568 nucleotides. Its product is annotated as formyl peptide receptor 2-like. Gene Ontology annotation, molecular function: G protein-coupled receptor activity; complement receptor activity. The record is from RefSeq and is a predicted model, not a curated record. The transcript is spliced from 3 exons. Gene Ontology annotation, cellular component: plasma membrane. Bases 1 to 1167 code for a protein of 388 amino acids. Lineage: Eukaryota; Metazoa; Chordata; Amphibia; Anura; Myobatrachidae. Gene Ontology annotation, biological process: inflammatory response; complement receptor mediated signaling pathway; positive regulation of cytosolic calcium ion concentration.